AUGUACUACUAUAAUGGUAAACAGCGGUCAGUUUCCGCGGAUUCGUGGGACGUGAACGACGGUAAUGUUGUCUGCAGAAGUCUUGAACAAGGACAUGCGAUCGAAAUUUCUUCUUGGGGUAUUUCUGACGCCAGUCACAUUGAUGUUACUCUUGAUUAUGUAAAUUGCUCUGGGAAUGAAUCCAGAUUCUUCGAUUGUCCUGGAGUGGGAAUAGCAUACGAAGACAAAUGUAAUCAUUCUCAAGAUGCAAGGAUUGUUUGUUCAGGAGGAAAUAUCUGCAUUACCGCUUUAUGUACCUAUGGAAUGAAUUUGCAAGAAAGUGAGUGUCACUCACUUAUGCAAAAGGCAAACGACUCGGCUUCAGGAAAAUGCUUUCAAUAUGAUUUGUCUGAAACUUCUUAUACAUCAGCGGCAUUGAAAUGUAUGACUUCAACAGAGCUGCAAUUAUUUAGUUCUAACCUUGGACAAAUACUGAAGUGCCAAGAGGAUGAAAGAGUAGUCUCUCGAACGGGACAAAACAUCUCUUCAUUGGGAAAGCGAGUCUUCUCAGGAAUGGUGAGCCUGGAGCAACUAAUUCUACGCGCAAACGUCAUCGAGUAUAUUGGAGAUGGAACAUUCGAUGGUCUGCAGAAACUUGCAUUUUUGGACCUGUCUGAAAAUCGUAUCCAGUCCCUUUCUUCAGCCGUUUUUUCUGGUCUUGUUCGAUUGAGAACAUUGUCAAUUGGAAGAAACAUGAUCACCCGUGUUCAAAGCGGAACAUUUCAUGUCUUACCGUCACUGCAAUAUCUGUAUCUCGACUAUAACAACGUAACAGGUUUAACAAACGAAAUAUACUUCGGUAGCUUAUAUGGAUUAUGGCUCAACAACAAUAAUCUCCGCGAACUGAAUAGUAGCAAUUUAAUGGGAUUAACCGAGCUUAAUGUACUAGACAUAGAUCAUAACCGCAUACACAAGAUAGACCACGGAUCAUUUGACGGCCUUCACAUUCAACAAUUAAAACUGCAGCACAACCAACUUGUUACAAUCAAAGGAAUGCUCAAUGGAUUGCCUGAACUCCAAUUACUAAACCUCUCGUUUAACGACAUCAAAUACAUUGGCAAGGAAGACCUGAAAUACCAAAUAAACUUGAUAAUUCUUGAUUUUAGCAAUAACCCGAUCGCAGUCAUCGAAUCUAUGGCAUUUGAUUAUGCAAUUAGUUUGCAAUACACGUUACUCGUGAACGUUGAUCUGCAAUUCAUACAUGAGAGCGUACUUACUGGUCUCUCUUCAUUGAAAGUCUUGUCCACCUCUGACAACAGGUUAUGUUGUCUUCUUGAUCAAAAGGAAAACGUGACUUGCGCAAGGACUACCCCCACAAGUCCUCUGGAAACCUGCGGUAGACUCUUUCCAAGCAUCAUUUUGCGAAUCGCUGGUUGGACCAUAGGACUCUGUUCUCUUGUCGGCAACGUCGUUGUCUUAAUUAUUCGAUUCCGUCGAGAAACAAAACUAAGUGUUCAAACUCUCUUUAUCAUGAAUCUAGCCUUUGCUGAUUGCAUAAUGGGUAUCUACAUGAUCAUAAUCACCUCCGUUGAUUUCUAUUUCGGUAAGAUGUACUAUUUAAGCGCUCCAAUCUGGCGUGGGUCCCAUCUGUGUAAAUUAUCCAGCUUCCUGGCUUUUCUAUCGAGUGAAUGUUCUGUUUUUACCUUGGCUCUAAUGACGUGUGAUAGACUUAUAUGCAUUAAAUUUCCAUUCAGUAAAUACAGACUUACUUUGAAAACCGCAGCUGCAAUUAUAGCAAUAUUAUGGCUCCUGGUAUGCGUCUUGAGCUUGAUCCCACUUGUAGUACCGGCUGACCUCCCCGGAUUUUACGGACUAUCCGAUGUUUGUAUCGGGUUGCCGCUACAUGCUGAAUCAGAGCAGACCGGGUCACUCCAUAUUGAAACCAGCAUACAAAAUCACGAAAAUCGAUUCUCAGCCGAGUACAUAGUAACCGACAGCACAUCUCGUCCAUCCUGGAUCUACUCUAUAAUAACAUUCAUAGGUGUCAACUUGAUUAUAUUUCUUUUUAUUUUGAUGUGCUAUAUUAUAAUGUUUAUUGAGGUGAGGAAAUCAACUCAGAGUGUCGGUAAUGCUACAAUCCGCAACCGAGAAAUCAAAGUAGCACGAAAAAUGGCGCUGAUCGUAGGAACCGAUUUCGCCUGUUGGAUGCCGGUUAUUAUCAUGGGUAUCCUCACACAAUCCGGUUUGAUUGUACUGCCGACAUCCCUCUAUGCUUGGAGUGUGAUAUUCAUCAUCCCUAUCAACUCCUCCAUUAAUCCCAUCUUAUACACGUUUGCUAACUACAUGGAAGGCAAGAAUAAGCCAAAGAAAAACAUGCAGUCAAAGUCAAAAUCUGAAGGACUUGUCGCUACAAAACGCACAGGCGCCACUGUUAGCAAUACUUCCCUGACACAGCUCAGUAAUGAUGGACAUUACAUGAACGACAGCAAGAAUAUUACGACAGUAGCGGGAAGUGUAAUGUAGGCCUAAGUCC
Molecule: messenger RNA, 2512 nt
Organism: Lytechinus pictus (painted urchin)
Lineage: Eukaryota; Metazoa; Echinodermata; Echinoidea; Temnopleuroida; Toxopneustidae
Product: G-protein coupled receptor GRL101-like
Exons: 17
Coding region: 1-2502 (833 amino acids)
Biological process (GO): activation of adenylate cyclase activity; hormone-mediated signaling pathway; adenylate cyclase-activating G protein-coupled receptor signaling pathway
Cellular component (GO): plasma membrane
Molecular function (GO): protein binding; G protein-coupled peptide receptor activity
Source: RefSeq, a predicted model, not a curated record